AUGAUCAGGCAUUAUGGUGAGGGUGAGCCUCAUGUGAUGGACGAGGGGAUGCUACAGAAAGCAUUAGAAGGGCAAACUGGGUAUGUCAGCAAGCAAGUGGACAUCCAAUUCAGUGAGGUCCUGCAGCUACAGCUAGCAUACAAAGGUAUCCGGAACAUUGAAUACUUAUGGCAGUUCACAUCCCUGACCAAGCUUGAGCUGAACAACAACAUCAUAAAGAAGAUCAAGGGGCUUGACCGUCUCACUAAUCUGACGUGGCUUAAUCUGUCGUUCAACAACAUAGAGAAGAUCGAGGGUCUAGAGACUCUGGUGAAGCUUGAACUCCUGAAUCUGUCCAACAAUCGAAUCUCUGUCCUUGAGAACAUGGACGCACUUGAGAAUCUCAAUGUCUUCUCCAUUGCAGACAACCUCCUGGGCGAGUUAGAAAAUGUAAUCUAUCUGAGAAAGUUCACGCAACUGCAUACCCUCAACCUAUAUGGAAAUCCCAUCAGCGAAGAUGAGAAUUACAAACUUUUCAUCACUGCCUACUUUCCAGACUUGAUGUACCUGGACUACAGGUCACUUGAUGAGGAGACAAAAAAUCAGGCACUUACCAAAUACUUUUAUGACAUUGAAAAAAUAAGACGUCAUGAGUUGCAGUUGCAACAGGCUGUGGAAGCAAACAAACGCCAGGAGGCUGAGCUACAGUUACACAGGGAUGCCUUUGUGGAGUUCCUGAAUGGCUCCUAUCUGUUUGAUAGCAUGUUCAAAGGUAAUCCAGAGGCCGAGAAACUGCACUGCCUGACUGGAGUGGCUGAUCUGCUUCAAACAUUUGAGAGCCAGAUGGUGGAGCUAUGUGCACAAGUGUUUGAAAUAGGCUUGGCUGAGCACAAGCUGAGAGAGGCAGAGGUGCAGCUCUUCCUGAGUGGUCACACAGAAGCUGUGGCAGACAACCAACAGAGGGCAGCACAGAUGGUGGCAAAUUUUGAGGAGCAUCAUGGAGAGACAAUAGCGGGCUUGCAGCAGAUGUCAGACACUAACCAAUUGGAGGUCAAGCUCAGCCACUGCAGAGAUGAGAUCAACCAACUCAGUGACAGCCUCAUGAAGCUCGAGAUCCAGCUGGUUAACCAGUUGGAGGACAUGAUGAAAGACUUUGAGUUGAAAAUCUCAGAUAUGGUCACUAACUUCAUUGAAACUGUUCAAGGAAUAUUUGCCCAGUGUCGGGAUCUGGAGAAUUUCCACCAUGAGAAGCUGAAAGAGAUUGCUGUUGCAACUCUAGAGAAGGUGGCUAAGAGCGAGGUGGAGGAGGACAUUCCAGACAAUGUGAGAAUGUUUUUUUUGGACAAAGACCAAGUGAUGAAUGCACUGGGCGCCUCACACGAUACCCACCUGGUGAAGAUCAAUGACAGAGAGAACCUGCUAGGGACACGUGUCAAUGCCUGGAAGGUGGCUCUCCUUAAAGAGUAUCAAGAUAAGGAAAUGAAGCGGAACCGCAUGCGCAUCUCAGAGAUCCACAGCCUUGCAGACUGUUUCAGGAAGCAGCUGGAGAGGUUGCAGUUGCAUGGCCAGUGAGAUACAGGGAAAAUUCUCUGAAUAUUAAAUUGAUGCAUACACACAAAACAAAAUGGGUACAUAUUCACAACCUGUAAGGAGAACUGCAUAACAAUUAACCAUAUAUCAGUAAUCUGAAAUUUUGCCUAUUUUCAUCACAUAUUAGAA
Molecule: messenger RNA, 1698 nt
Organism: Myripristis murdjan (pinecone soldierfish)
Lineage: Eukaryota; Metazoa; Chordata; Actinopteri; Holocentriformes; Holocentridae
Gene: drc3
Product: dynein regulatory complex subunit 3
Exons: 12
Coding region: 1-1551 (516 amino acids)
Cellular component (GO): cilium
Molecular function (GO): protein binding
Source: RefSeq, a predicted model, not a curated record